AUGAGCUACCUGAAAUACCAGACCUCCAGCAAUGGAGCCUCUGCACCCACUACUACAAGCAACAAUAACUUCUCCCUAUCUUCCUCAGAACACGCCAACGCCCCUUCUUCUACUGCUGCAGGACUUCCUUUGGGGAUGCGCACACCAAGUCGUGUCAAGCGGGCGCGGUAUAACGUUGAUCCUCCAGAGGUCUAUGCCUCCGAGCAGCAGGAACAACAACAACAACAACAACAACAACAACAACAACAACAGCAACAACAACAGAAACAACAGCAGCAGCAGCAACAGCAGAGGGCAGCUAUGUCGACAUCAGUAGGCGCGGGGGGUGCAGGAACGGGAACGGGAGCAGGAGCAGGAGGUGGAGGAGUGGUACCAUCAUCGUCAUCGUAUUCACAGGGGUCGAUCCUGACAGAGCUGGAAGAGACUCGGCGGUUGGUCCGGGCGUUUGAUGCGAUUGAUACCAGUAUGACCGAAGCUAGGGACAAACUCAAGACAUUUUACAAGACGGCGGAUGAGACGAAUACAUUACUGGAUAUGUGGAUCCGUGUCCUGUCCCAGACAGAGCAUACCCAGAAGCUGCUGCAGGAUCCUGCAUGGGAGGGUCAGACCAUGGAAGAGGCACGUGACAGGGAACAUCAGGAACGAAGAGCGGCCUACCACUUGGCCAUGGAAGAAGCAACACGUCCCCAGAACACUUUUACCAACAACACCAACAUCAACACCACUCAUCAAGGCAACCCAAAAUCCUUAUCCUCUUCUACCUCCAACGCCAACAACAACAGCAGCAGCAGCAGCAGACACUUCUCCUCAAGUAUCAACAACCCCACCUCGAUUCUGAACCGCUCACAAACACAAAUGAUGUCCUCCUCCUCCACUACUACCAACAACAACAACAACAACAGCGGCUACAGCAACCCUCUCAAAAAAUCGUCGUCGGCACUUGCGGCGGCCGCACACGCUCACGCGUCAGCAAUUGCGGCUAACAGGAAGCGGAACCUCGCCGCUGCUGCUGCUGGCGGCGGUAGUGGCGUUGGUAAGCGUUCUUAG
This is a messenger RNA of Linnemannia hyalina, 1047 nucleotides long. Lineage: Eukaryota; Fungi; Mortierellomycota; Mortierellomycetes; Mortierellales; Mortierellaceae. The record is from the annotation of a GenBank genome assembly.